Haliaeetus leucocephalus (bald eagle) is the source of this 263-nucleotide messenger RNA. RefSeq names its product outer dense fiber protein 3-like. The transcript is spliced from 2 exons. Lineage: Eukaryota; Metazoa; Chordata; Aves; Accipitriformes; Accipitridae. The record is from RefSeq and is a predicted model, not a curated record. The annotation marks the transcript as partial.
GUCCUGGCACCUACACCCUGCCCAGGCUGGUGGGACCCAACACAGCCUACACCCACGCCAGCCCCUGCUACUCCAUGAAAGGGAAGAGUAAGCACAACGGCUUUGCUGAAGACCUCGCCAAGACGCCAGGUCCUGCUGCAUUCCCCAAGGUGGAAGUGGACACCUACAAGAAAAGGGCUCCCGUGUACACGAUGGGAAGCAAAAGUGGAAUUGGAGGUGACAAAACAGUGAAGCCAGGACCGGCAGACUACUGCCUGGGAAAG